GCGCUCCACACUCUCCCACGCAGCGACCAACACCCUCCCCCAUUCCAUUCCGUCCGCCCACCACACCACCUACCCAGAGACCAUACCAUCACCAUGAGAGGGCGAGAGACGCCCCCCAAGGCUCGCAGCGGCGCGGCGACCCCGAGCUGCCCGCAGAGCCCGCUCCGCAUCACGCACGACGGCGAGUUCUACGCGCGGCUGCUCACCAGGGAGAGCUCCCUCGCCAACCCCUCCUUCCGCUACUACGGCGCCGGCCCCGCCGCCGUGCCCUUCGGCUGGGAGUCCCAGCCGGGCACGCCCAAGGACGCCACCUCCUGCUGCAGGAAGGCGCUCCCCGCCGUCCCGGCCAUCACCCCGCCGCCGUCCUACCACGCGCGGGCCGCCACCGCGUCGUCGUACGGCGACAGCGGCAGGCUGCAGGGCCGCAGGAGCAAGGGCGCCCCCGCCGGCGACAGGAGCUGCAAGUGCUGCUGCGGCGGCUACAGGAGGCUCAAGUGGGUCAAGAUCGGCUUCAUCGCCGCCGUGUUCCGCCGGAUCGCGCUCGGCAGGUCCCGGGUGUCCUCGUCCGCGGCGUCGGUGCAGUCGUCCUCGUCGUCCACCCGCUGGCUCUUCUCCGGCGGCUCGAGCAGCUGCCUGGACGAAGCCGGCGCCCACCACUACCAGUACUACGAGGCGCCGGCCAUGACGGGGAUGCUCUGCCUCGGGGUCCGGCCGAGCCCGUGGAUGGUGAAGUUCUGCGGCGGCCGGAGGGAACCCGUCUGGGUGCAGGGCGGGCCGUAGGCCGGGCAGGCCUCCUCUCGCCGUCCGGUCGCCGUCAUGCACGUCGUUCCGUUCCACUCCCAGUCCAUGCAGCGGUCGGGCUGGGCCACCAUAAUUAAAGUUGUCUACCAUCUAUACGACUUGAAGUUGAUCGAUCGUUCCAUUGGUUCCUGCCUCGAUCCGGUGUCUGUUCCUGCGUCUGAUAGCUCUAGUGAUCCAGCAUAAGUGCAUGGUUCGUUUUGGUCGUUUAGCGUUGGCGUGUUGCUGUGGCCGCUGCCGGCCGGGCACACGACACGGGCAUGUCGCCAUUUUACCUUUGGAACGUUUUGUUGCUGUUGUCUAGUGGGCGUGGCUGUGGACUGUGGAGAAAUGGAAUGCUUGUUGUCGAUCGCGACUAGAUCCGACAGUUUCACGUGUCUCGAGACUCGGAGCCUCACCG
Molecule: messenger RNA, 1198 nt
Organism: Triticum aestivum (bread wheat)
Lineage: Eukaryota; Viridiplantae; Streptophyta; Magnoliopsida; Poales; Poaceae
Exons: 1
Coding region: 94-780 (228 amino acids)
Source: RefSeq, a predicted model, not a curated record